Messenger RNA from Onychostoma macrolepis, 2150 nucleotides. RefSeq names its product chemokine XC receptor 1-like. The transcript has 2 exons. The coding region runs from base 260 to 1186 and encodes 308 amino acids. The record is from RefSeq and is a predicted model, not a curated record. Gene Ontology annotation, molecular function: chemokine receptor activity. NCBI's taxonomy places the organism in Eukaryota, Metazoa, Chordata, Actinopteri, Cypriniformes, Cyprinidae. Gene Ontology annotation, cellular component: membrane. Gene Ontology annotation, biological process: immune response; G protein-coupled receptor signaling pathway; chemotaxis.
GUCUGAGGUUUGAGGGAGGAUUUAUUUAUUUGCUUACCCAUCAUACAAACAUCUAUCAGAAAUCACCAGAACAGUAAUGCUGUUUUUUUAAAUUCAUUGAUUGGGUACGUUCUUAUAACUUGCAGUUACUAACAGUUCAUGAAAUUCCAGUUGAUUUUAUACUAGAGAUUGUGGUCGUCUGCAGUGAUCAGUUAAUGAGCUCUACAAGAUCAAAGAAUUCAGAGCAAAGAAUUAAACCUGGACAAAUCAAAUCAGCAACAUGACUGAUGAGAAUACAACAUACUACUAUGACCCAUACUAUGAAGACCAGCUGUGUCGUAAAGAGGUGGGGGUGAAAGACGCAUCCGUUCCACUCCUUUUCACAGCAGUGGUUGUGUGGAGCUGCAUCGGUAACAUCCUCGUUCUGGUCAUCCUUGCACUCUACAAAAGCCUUAGAUGCCUGACCAACGUCUUCAUCCUCAAUUUAUCUGUGUCAGAUCUGCUGUUCACUUCUGGACUGCCAUUUUGGGCCACAUAUUACACCUCUGGUUGGGUAUUUGGAGAGGUUGGCUGUAAAGCCGUUAAGUUUCUCUUCUAUGUCGGCUUUUACAGCAGCGUGUUGUUCUUGACUCUGAUGACCGUUCAGUGUUACAUGGAGGUGGUUCAUCCUCUGUCCGACUGGGAGAGAUGCAGAUGCCUUUCAGUCUCUCCUUUCAUCGUUUGGAUCCUGAGUGGAACGGUUGCACUGCUCGGUUCACUUCAUAGCAAAGUCAUGACAGAAUCUGGCAGCCUAUACUGUGAAUAUGGCAGUGUUGAAUGGAAAUCUAGCAUUGCUUAUUUUCAAAAUGCUUUUUUUAUCAUUGCAUUUGUAAUCAUGGGUUACUGCUAUGCCAGAAUGCUUCUCACUAUUAUAAAAUCACAGACUAAUACGAGACACAAGACUGUUAGACUAACCUUUUUUAUCGUGCUGGUGUUUUUUAUCGGUUGGGCUCCAUAUAACAUUGUCAUGUUCUUAAAAUCUUUUACCACAGAGCCGUUCACAAACUGUGAAGUAAAAAAAAGGCUGGACUAUGCUGAAUAUUAUGCAUGCCGAAUUUUAGCUGUUACACGCUGUUACAUAAACACUAUUGUGUUUUUAGUUUUUGUAGAUGCAAGGUUCCAUAAUAGUUUACGAGCAAUUCCAAGAAGGUUUCAUGAAAAGAUUUAAGUCUACGAAUAAUGAAAAAUGUCUCAGAACUAUUAAUUAUUUUGAUUUGUUCUACUUGGUAAGAUAAGAGAGACUUGAGAUAAAAAAUAAAUAAAUAAAUAAAUUUGAUUCCUUAAAGGAAUAACCUCGUUCACAUAAUGAUGCACAAUGAAAAUGGAAGAUGACACACAGGGUAAAUCAUGUAUGUCUAAAUAAACAGUUUUAUAUUGAUGCUUACUGUCAGGUUCAAAUACAUUUCUUGUCAAAACUGCGUCCCUCCAUUAUUCUCUGACAGCCAUCAGAGAGAGUGGCUGCCCACUGCUUCAGGUAUGUGUGCACUUGGAUUAAAUGCAGAGCACAAAUUCCGAGUAUGGGUCACCAUACUUGGCCACACUUCAUGUCCUUUCCUUUCCUUUCCUUCCUUUUUGUGGUUGAAGUUGUCUUUUUUUUUUUUUUUUUUUGUAAGUAUAAAUAUAACUGAGACUACAUAAUAGAAGAACCAAACUAACAAAUGUGUCGCCAUUAAUGCAGAAAAUAUUUCCACAUGAAAUUAAAUGAUAUCUAUUUUCCUUCUUCCAUGUAUUACGACCUUCAUGUUUAUGUCACUGCUUGUACGGUUUAUUUAAUGGAUAAUGCAGAGUAAAAUAUACUGCAUGAGCAUAAAGUAUGAGUCCAGUUUAUGAAUCAUCUGCCAUUUCGCACUCUUAAAAAUAAAGCUUUAUUGGCAUCUAUGGUUCUAUGAAGAACCUUUAAAAGGGACACAGUGCGCCUCUUACAUUCAAGUAAAAGCAAUUAUGUUUAUGGAGGCCAAAAGUAGCUAUUGUGAACGAACAGUAAGCACUUUACAGUGUUAUUAAAAGAAAAAAGUCGGGGAGGAAAAGUUAUUAGAUAACUUUGAUGUUUUUGUGUCACUGGGUGUAACGUGUCUGCCUGUCCUAGUCCCCGUUUUCCUUAUUUGGUUUAGUUCCUGUCCUCAUUAAUUAUC